Messenger RNA from Chara braunii, 1355 nucleotides. Lineage: Eukaryota; Viridiplantae; Streptophyta; Charophyceae; Charales; Characeae. The record is from the annotation of a GenBank genome assembly.
GGGGAUCGUCAAAAGGAAGUCAAGAAUAGUUUGGAGGAGAAAUAGGAAUGUAGUCGAGAUCCUUUGUAGCUACAAGCAGCACAGUAGGAUGCCGGAGUUGCCGUGCACGUGCAAGCACUACGACUUAGCCGUAGUCAAGGGGCAUGUACUGACAAGGAUAGGGGAUAUCCCAGGACUGUCAGCCUUGGUGCUGAACGGGAAGAACGUGGUCCGUCCUAGAAUCGAGACGACGGAAGAGGAAAUCAGCAGCAGUCUACGACUGGGCCUCUCAUCUGUGUUGAAUGGGCAAUUAGGCGAGCAGUUGUCGGACCUCCAAAUUGAAGAUUGUUUCUCGGCAGAGCGGAAUCUGCACUGUGACGCUGACGAAGGGAUAGUCUAUGCAGUCAGAAAGAAGUUCAGGGACCUGAUAAUCACGCAAGUGGACAUGAACGCGGGAGACCUCGUGCUAAUGUGUCCAUCGACAUACCAGCACGGUCUGGAUAAAUUAUUCUCCUGGAGCGUAGCAUAUGAUGAAGUCAGCAGCAACGAAGCAGUGAUCCUGAAAGAAAUGAGGGCCGAUUUUGAGAGUCGGGGCCUGCACAAGCUAGUAAACUGGAAUCCGAAGGGGAGAAUUGGUGACGCGUAUGUACUACCCAAACACAAGGAUCUAGAGAGAUGGCGGCCCAUUGCGCCCGCGUGCAGCGAGCCCACGACGACUGGCAACCGCUGGGUUGCGAGGGCGCUCAACUAUUUGCUCGAGAAGCUACCUGGUGCGGUGCACUUUAACCUCACCGCUACCGCCAAACUCAAGCAAAACCUGAAGAAGGCAGAAGCGAAGCUCCAGCAAUACGUCAAGGAUACGCUGACUAUCAGUGGGGGAUUCGACAUUAAGGAGAUGUUUACAUCUCUUCGACACUCAACGAUCAUGGAAGCACUCACCUGGCUUCUGGGAGAAUGGGAGAAGAAAGGUUAUCAGAGGAUCACGGUGUGCAAGAGGAGGAAGCAAGUCACUCUCGGCAGGAAGACGUACGGGAAAGGCUACGUCAAGCUUCCCUUCAGCCACAUCUGGAGCUUCAUUUCCUUCGAGCUGCAACAUACCUACACCAAGUGCAGAGGAAAGCUGCUAAGGCAGGUUAUCGGAGUGCCAAUGGGAAAGAAUUCCAGUCCCCCACUGGCAUGCAUACUUUGUGCGAAGUAUGAGAAAGGGUUUCUGAGAUCGCUGGGAAGCGACCGGAAGCUUGUCCAUGGGGUAAGGUUCAUGGACGAUGCGAUGCUGGCAGUUGUGUGUAACCGAAGAAAGGAGAGCUCCAUCCGCGAGGCGUGAUAAAUUUUAAGGAAGUUCGGAAGUUGUUAUGGUGGACAAGCUAUCUUUGGUC